Molecule: messenger RNA, 3636 nt
Organism: Pseudomyrmex gracilis
Lineage: Eukaryota; Metazoa; Arthropoda; Insecta; Hymenoptera; Formicidae
Gene: ClC-c
Product: H(+)/Cl(-) exchange transporter 3
Exons: 11
Coding region: 619-3123 (834 amino acids)
Biological process (GO): transmembrane transport; chloride transport
Cellular component (GO): synaptic vesicle; membrane; Golgi apparatus
Molecular function (GO): voltage-gated chloride channel activity
Source: RefSeq, a predicted model, not a curated record
CGGAAACGUCUCUCGUUCUCUCUCGGUCGGACAGACAAGACCAAUCCGGCAAGGUCGGCGAUUUUUCGUUCUCGAAUCGUCGAUUCGGUCGUCGUCCGGAUCGCGCGCGCACGACGCGACUUUUCCAACGUCCCCCGGUUGUUCCGGAUCGCACGCUCGUGAUCCGUGGAUGAGAUAACACACGGACAGACAUUAAUUGGUGUUGCAUCAGCCAUACCGGUUGGAUGUGCGUAGUUACGCUUAGAUAUUUUUGGACAAUUCUCGGUGUUUUUACACCGACUUUUUCGGUUUAUCAUUAAUUUUAACGAACGUACAACUCCGUGGCUUGUACCCAAACCACGGUUUAGGACCUGUGUCACGAUUUUUAAAGACUUAGAAUGGCGUAUGGACUAGCUUGAAACGGUCCUUUGAGCCAUAUAUGCACCAAACCAAACACGGACAGACAGACAGACAACGGUGACGAGAGAGAGAUAGCUCCGCGAUCACAAGUAUUAUUAUCGUUGGGCACGUCAAAAUCCCCCGCGAUUAAAAUCAAUCCGCGGCAUGGUGAUCGACGCCCGCAGAUAAAACCUCUGGGGGACGCGUUUUAUUUAUAAAAAAAAUGAUUGUCACGAUGCCAUGGAGAAGUUUCCACUAAAGGGAACGUCCUUUAACUCGACAAUUCCUCAAUCAAAUGCAAAUGCGGUUACAACAUAUCAUUCGGUCGAUGCUAAGAACAUUAAGUAUGGCGACAUCGCAAAUACAGAAGAUGUACGAUUACGAACCGGGUCUGUAAGACGCGAGACAAAUUUAAGUAGUGACGAAGACAUGCUGGAUAUCAAUCACCAUCAUCAUCAUUCGGAUAGCAACGUAUUGUCAGACCACAUGAUUCGCAUUGAUGAUACAUCGUCUCAUAUUUCAGUUGAUUCUGAUGACAUACCCGGCAUCGGACAGUAUGAUGACUUUCAUACUAUCGACUGGCAGCGGGACAUCGCGCGAGAUCGGAUGCGACAUCGUUACAUCGUGAAGAAGAAACACGAUUCCAUUUGCGGUCUGAUCAAGGGUGCUCACGACGCCUGGUCGGGAUGGCUAUGUGUUUUACUAGUCGGACUUUUCACGGGUGUGGCGGCUGGUGUUAUAGAUAUCGGCGCUUCCUGGAUGACAGAUCUCAAAUUCGGUAUCUGUCCGCAAGCCUUUUGGCUCAACAAGGAACAAUGUUGUUGGAGCUAUAACGAGACAACGUUCGACGGAGGAAAUUGUUCGCAGUGGCGGACGUGGCCCGAGGUAUUCGAUCAGUCAAAAGAGGGCGCGGGGCCGUAUACAAUUUCGUAUUUAUUUUACACAGCAUGGGCCCUUCUGUUUGCAGCUCUUUCCGCAUCUCUGGUGCGAAUGUUUGCACCGUAUGCCUGUGGUUCCGGUAUACCCGAGAUAAAAACGAUCUUGAGCGGCUUUAUUAUCCGUGGUUACUUGGGUAAAUGGACGCUGAUUAUAAAAUCAGUAGGUCUGAUCCUCUCCGUAUCGGCAGGCUUAAGUUUAGGAAAAGAAGGACCUAUGGUGCACAUUGCGUGCUGCAUAGGAAAUAUAUUUUCUUAUCUAUUUCCAAAAUACGGUAGGAACGAGGCGAAGAAGAGAGAAAUCUUGUCUGCCGCGGCCGCGGCCGGAGUUUCCGUCGCUUUUGGAGCUCCAAUUGGCGGUGUUUUAUUUAGCUUAGAAGAGGUCAGUUAUUACUUUCCUUUAAAAACUCUGUGGCGAUCAUUCUUCUGCGCUUUGAUAGCUGCUUUUGUCUUACGUUCCAUAAAUCCGUUUGGAAAUGAACACUCAGUAUUGUUUUAUGUACAAUAUAAUAAACCGUGGAUAUUCUUUGAAUUGAUUCCCUUCGUCAUGCUCGGAAUAAUUGGGGGAAUAAUAGCAACGUUAUUUAUCAAAGCGAACUUAUUUUGGUGUCGAUAUCGUAAAACUUCGAAGUUAGGACAAUAUCCCGUUACCGAAGUGUUAAUCGUAACAGUGGUAACAGCGGUAAUCGGAUACCCCAAUCCAUAUACAAGAAUGAAUACGAGUCAGCUCAUUUACUUGCUGUUCAGCCAGUGUGGAGUAUCAAAUGUGGAUAUGCUAUGUGACUACAAUAGAAACUUUACCGCUGUCAAAUCUGCCAUCGAGAUUGCCGCAGCUGGUCCAGGAGUCUACAAUGCCAUAUGGCUGCUCGUGCUUGCGUUGAUAUUAAAACUCAUCAUGACGAUAUUCACGUUCGGCAUGAAAGUACCGUGCGGUUUAUUCAUUCCGUCCCUGUGUCUGGGAGCGAUUGUUGGCCGUAUCGUGGGCAUAGGAAUGGAACAACUUGCCUACAAUUAUCCCCACAUAUGGAUGUUCAGUGAGGAGUGUUCUACGGGUGUCGACUGUAUCACACCCGGUUUGUACGCGAUGGUCGGGGCCGCCGCUGUUCUCGGCGGUGUAACCAGAAUGACUGUUUCCUUGGUGGUUAUUAUGUUCGAAUUAACGGGCGGCGUGCGUUACAUCGUACCUUUGAUGGCCGCGGCUAUGGCGAGCAAAUGGGUCGGCGAUGCUCUCGGAAAACAGGGUAUCUACGACGCUCAUAUCGGUCUGAACGGCUAUCCGUUUCUGGACAGUAAAGAUGAAUUCCAGCAUACAACUCUGGCGGCAGAUGUCAUGCAGCCCAAACGAAACGAGGCUCUUCACGUCCUUACUCAGGACUCGAUGACGGUCGAGGAUGUAGAGAACUUGCUGAAAGAAACGGAGCACAAUGGCUUCCCCGUAAUAGUUUCUAAAGAAUCUCAGUAUCUUGUUGGUUUUGUUUUACGGCGAGAUCUAAAUCUUGCCAUCGCCAAUGCCAAAAGAAUGAUCGAAGAUAUUAGCAGACAAUCGUUGGUUAUAUUCACUAACGGAAACAAUAUCCAAAGUCAUUCGCCUCCGCCUUUGAAGCUGAAGAAGAUCUUAGAUAUGGCUCCGAUCACUAUCACAGAUCAGACUCCUAUGGAAACUGUAGUUGAUAUGUUUAGAAAAUUAGGAUUACGUCAAACUCUCGUUACACACAACGGGCGGCUCUUGGGUGUAAUUACGAAGAAAGAUGUCUUGAGGCAUGUAAAACAGCUCGACAAUGAGGAUCCCAAUUCUGUUUUAUUCAAUUAAACACACAUUGCCAUUGAACGACAAAGCCAACAUGAAAUUUAUCUAUUUCGAUGCGUCAGCGUAAUAACGAACAACCAUAUAAAGAGUAUAUAAUUUAUAUGAAUUUAAGUGAAAUGCAUAUUUUAUCAAUAUUCUCCAUCGAUCUGUCUGCACACCUUGAAGUACAUCACUUAAAUUAUUACAUCAUUGUAUGUAACUAGAAGAAAGAAAGGUAAGCGUGCAAUAGUCAUAGAUCGUUAAAUUUGUAUGUAUGUUUACUCUUAUUCGAGUAAAAAGAUAGGGAGAGAGCUUGAGAUUAUAUUUUAUUUUAUCUGGUCAUAUUCCGAAUCGAAUUUUCGUUAUCGCAUUGUAGUUAAAUGAGAAAUAAUGAACCGUUAUGAGAUGACAGUUCGCGUGAUAUAAAAUAAUUUUACUUUGUGUGCAUUUUUGUUUUUUUUGUUUUUUUGGGGGGAAAAAAUUACAGACAUUAAAACUAUAGAGAUCAUGUAUAAAUAGUGUAUGUAUGUAUAUAUA